GUGCGUUUACACCAAGCACGUCGCGUCCCGUCACGUCACGUCACGUCACGUCAAGUCAUGAAUCGCCACCCCAGUUUAACACUGAUUUGUAUGGAUAUUUGAAAAAUGCGUUUACACCGGUUCCGUCCAGUCACGUCACGUCACGCCGCGUCGCGUCGCGUCAAGUCAAUAUAUAGAGCUGGUUCUAUUUUUCAAGCCAGUCACAGCGCGUCAGUCGUGUUUUGAAUAUGGAUGUGGAACUCCUUAUCAGCUUAGUUCGAGAGCGCCCUGCUAUAUACGAUCCUACAGACCGCAGCCACCGAGAUCGUGAUGCCAUUGCUAAACUGUGGAGAGAAAUUGCUGAUGAAAUGAAAUAUCCAGAAGCCGGGUGUAAGGAGAAAUGGGGGAACCUAAGAAGCAAUUUCAUGAGGGAAAAAAGAAAAAUCAGUGCAAAACCAUCUGGAUCAGCUAAUACCCAAGCAAGGAAGUGGGUAUACUAUGAUGCCAUGAUAUUUAUAAUCCCUCAUGUAACUCCACGAGCAUCAUCCUCAAACGUCCGAACACCUCCUCAUCAAGACACCUAUCAUGACACUGAAGAUGAACCUCAGAAUCAUUCACCUUGUUCUGUCGUAGAAGCAUCAGGCAAUGCUACUCCUGAUGAAGCUGCAAGUAACAUCGAAAUUUGUGAGAAUAGCAGUACUGUCAAGCCUAUGCUUCCAAUAUUAAAGAAGCCUACUGCCACAAAAAAACUCAAGAAGGAGACUGAAGAGGAGAUGGAUAUGCGGUUCCUAAACGAACUAAAAUUACUGAGGGAACAAACGUUGCCACAAGAUAAUAAUGAUUCAGAUCGCCAUUUUCUGUUAAGUCUACUUACCAUGGUGAAGCAACUGUCGCCAAUGGACAACUUAGAUUUUAGAAUUGAAAUGCAGGAAUCUCUCCGUAGGAAGAUUUAUAAACCUGAAUCCUCUGUCCAGUAUGGCUACUGGACUCAGCAAAAUCAGUUGCAUACACCAACACCAUCAUCCUCACCAGGUACAUCCAGUGGAAGUGACACUAACAAUACUUAUUUUCGCCUCUGAGAA
Molecule: messenger RNA, 1061 nt
Organism: Eriocheir sinensis (Chinese mitten crab)
Lineage: Eukaryota; Metazoa; Arthropoda; Malacostraca; Decapoda; Varunidae
Product: transcription factor Adf-1-like
Exons: 2
Coding region: 228-1058 (276 amino acids)
Biological process (GO): regulation of transcription by RNA polymerase II
Cellular component (GO): nucleus; transcription regulator complex
Molecular function (GO): DNA binding
Source: RefSeq, a predicted model, not a curated record